This is a messenger RNA of Homarus americanus (American lobster), 1703 nucleotides long. Its product is annotated as forkhead box protein D1-like. Lineage: Eukaryota; Metazoa; Arthropoda; Malacostraca; Decapoda; Nephropidae. The record is from RefSeq and is a predicted model, not a curated record. Gene Ontology annotation, molecular function: RNA polymerase II cis-regulatory region sequence-specific DNA binding; DNA-binding transcription factor activity, RNA polymerase II-specific. Gene Ontology annotation, biological process: anatomical structure morphogenesis; cell differentiation; regulation of transcription by RNA polymerase II. The transcript has a single exon. The coding region runs from base 75 to 1343 and encodes 422 amino acids.
GACAGCAAGCGCAGGGCCGCUAGUGUUGUGACUGUGUGUGACCAACACGUGUUGUGGCGCUGCUCACUCAAGCUAUGGACACUGUGUGUGGGCGUGAGUCCUCGGUAUCGCCGCCUACGGUGGUGGCGCCCGUGGCCGUCAAACCUCCGACUUUGAGCGACGCCCACGCGGUGGCUGUACCCACAGAUCAGCAGCGCCUGCUGUAUCAGCUGGCCCUGGCCGAGCGGCUGCGUCUGGCCUCCGCUGGUCUGGCCUGGGCCAGACCUCCGCUCUCAAUCCACCACCACCAUCUUCAGGAGGCCGGUAUGGGCGGCAUAAUGGGCGGUAUCAUGGGCAGUCAUCUGAUGGGUGGCCUUGGAUCUUCUCUUAUGGGCGGUCUUGGGUCCGUCGGGCUGGGCGGUGCGCUGAUGGGCGGCCAGGGAGGUCCGCCGCCCGCGGCCUACCCGCCGCCCCACCCGUUGUACGGCUACCGCCUCAUGGACCCACGCGUCCUCCUGCCCCGGGGACCAGAGGAGCCCAAGCCCCAACACUCCUACAUCGGCCUCAUCUCCAUGGCCAUCCUCAGCAGCCCCGACAAGAAGCUGGUGUUGAGCGACAUCUACCAGUACAUCCUGGACCACUACCCGUACUUCCGCUCCAGAGGACCCGGCUGGCGCAACUCCAUCCGUCACAACCUCUCCCUCAACGACUGCUUCAUGAAGUCAGGUCGUUCAGCCAACGGGAAGGGCCACUACUGGGCCAUCCAUCCUGCUAACAUCGACGACUUCCGGCGAGGAGACUUCCGCCGACGGCGAGCUCAGCGCCGCGUCAGGAAGCACCUGGGACUGGCCGUCGACGACGACUCUUCCCCGGAGCCGCCGUCCCCGACUCCCUCCCUCACCGCCGCCUACGACUCACCCACGGCAAUCCUACAUCAACACACCACCGCCCUCACCGCCUCAGAGGAAGGUUCACCGUCACAGGCGUCCCCAGGGUCACUACCUCAGCCUCCUGUUGCCCGCAAGCGACAGUUCGACGUGGCCAGUUUGUUGGCCCCCGACGAUAAACUGCCCAAGACUCGCCGCCACACUAGUGACCUUGUCCAAGACGCCAGCCUCGACCUCAGUGAGAUAGAUGUUGUGAGCGACGACCCUGGGGACGACUCCAGACCCCACGCCGCCACCUCCUCGUCUCCCACGCCUGUUGUCCACGACGACGAUGAUGAUGAUGACGACGACGAUGACGACCAUCGUCCGUGGUCUUUGCUGGGUUGGGUUUCUGGAGCUCCUUGGCAGCUUCCUUCGUCGACGAGGAACGACGACUCCGAACCGCGCCCCACACAUGACCCUCCACCCGCCCAAUGAAAUUUCCCACACCAAGGGAGGUGACCUGCUGCUUCCCACACUAGGGGUGAUGACCUGCUGUGACCUGCUGCCUCUCACACUAGGGGCGAAGAACUGCUGUGACCUGCUGCCUCCCACACUAGGGGCGAUGACCUGAUGUCUCCUACACCAGGGGUGGUGCCUGCUGCCUCCUUCACUAGGGCAUUGACCUUCUACUGCCGCUACACACAGGACGGUGACCUCCUACAAGAGGAAAUUGACCCGCUGCCACCUGCAGGAGGAGGAAUAGCUGUGGGCGGCUCGGCUGUGAUACUCUGUAUAUAUAUAUAGGCCUAUAUAUGUUAUGUAUGUUGACUAUGUGAUGUAUUUAUUAAUUUUAUG